AUGACACGCUCCAAGCUUUUCUUCGCUCUGCUCGGGCUCUCCCUGGUCGUGUCGCUCGCGCUGGCGCCGACUUGUCGCGCGAAUGAGAUCUUCACGAUCGAGCCGGAAGACGCCGACGACGAUGACGUGGCGGACGCCUCCAUUUCCGCCGACGUGUCGCCUCCUGAUCUGAUGGGCAAGCUCUUCGGCGCGAGCAGGCGGUUCCUUUGGUCGCCUGAGACGCGCCGCGAGCUGUCGUGCAAGUCGGACUGCGAGGCGAAGAACAAGGAGUGCAACGAGGAGUACAGCGAGUGCAAGCGCGAGAACAAGGACGACGAGCACAAGCACCACAAGUGCACGCACACGUACAAAAAGUGCAAGAGAAAAGCCAAGAAGUGCCGCUCCAAGUGCGAUUAG
This is a messenger RNA of Closterium sp. Naga37s-1, 396 nucleotides long. The record is from the annotation of a GenBank genome assembly. Lineage: Eukaryota; Viridiplantae; Streptophyta; Zygnematophyceae; Desmidiales; Closteriaceae.